AUGCUCGAGCUGUCUUUUCAAAAUGCACAAGAAGUGGUGGACCAAAAUAACAGUGCCAGUUUACAAGAAAAAAAACAAAUUCAAAUCCUUCAGGAUGUUAUUGUUAAGCCAGCUUCUACAAGCAGUGAAACUACAACUUUUCAAGAACCUCGCUGCAAUUCAUCUAUUGCUUUUCAAGAACCUAGCUUCAGUUCAACUUUACACGAUAUCUCAAUGCGGGUAAGUCCUCGAGUUAGAAAGACUUAUUUAGACUUUACGCCUAAAAGAAAGAAAAUACAAAAAUCAGAAAACGAUGUUUAUGUUAGUCCUAGUACAGGCAAUACUCUUCAUGUACUGGAAAACGCUGAAUACGGACUUGUAACUCCUAUCCGCAAAUAUUAUAAUUUACGAAAAGAAACCCCAGUAACUCCGAACGUAUCAAAUCUUACAAGCAGGACUAGUUCAAUUAGUGACAUUUCAUGUGCAAAAUCCUUAUUAUGCCCACUAUCCAACGAGGAAAUCUGUGCAAUAUAUGACACCCAAACGCAGAAUAAUCAAAGUUCAUUGACAAAUUUGAAUAUUUCUACAAUUUAUGGUAAAGAUUUAAAUCCAGAUGCAUCUAAUAACAAUUGUACUCCCAACCCUUCCGAGAAAAUCUGUGAAAUAUAUGACACUCAAACGCAAAAUGAACAAAGUUCAUUAACAUAUUUGAAUAUUCCUGCAAAUUCUGCUAAAGAUUUUGAACCCGAUUCAUCUGAUGAUAGUUAUGCUCCCAACUCGUCUGACCUAGAAACUGAUUCUUCUUACUCCGACGAUAGUGAUGGUGAUGAUAGCGUAAUAACUUACUAUGAAAACAGUUCUGAAACCGAAUUAGUUCAAAUACUUGAAAAUACUCAAUGUACAGAAAGCAAUAAUUUUAACGAGUGGGAAGACAUUAACGAUACGAAACCUGAUUUCGAUGAAUUCACAGAUAAUUGUAGACCAAACAUUCCGGAUAAUACUAUAACGCCAGCAGAUUUUUACAGUCUAUUUGUAACGGAUGAAAUUAUUGAGCAAAUGGUAAUAAACACAAACAAUUACGCACAAGAUCUUAUUAGUAAUCUAAGUAAUCUUAAGCCUAAAUCACGCUUGCGAGCCUGGACUCCUACAACUCCAGAGGAGAUGAAAAAAUUUUUAGGAGUGCUACUGGCGAUGGGUCUUGUAAGAAUACCACGUUUAAAUGAUUACUGGUCGAAAAGAAACAUCUACAAUAAUAAAUACAUUAGUUCAGUUAUGACAAGAGAUCGAUUUCUGCUAAUUUUGAAAUUUUGGCAUUUUAGUCAAGAGUCACCUAACGACACAGACAAAUUGAAAAAGAUAAGGGAUACUUUUAAUAAGAUUUUAGAAAAAAUGCAAACCCUUUUGGAGCCAGGUAAGACGAACCGAAUCACUGGAAACAUAAUUAAAAAACCACAAUGCGUCAUAACAUACAAUGAGAAUAAAAAAGGCAUCGAUUUUAACGACCAAAUGUCCUCAUAUUAUUCUAGCUUGAAAAGAGGCAUGAAAUGGUUUAGAAAAGUAAUGAUGGAGAUAUUAUUUGGAACAGUCAUAAUAAACAGCUGGGUAUUAUACAAUCACGGAAAACCAGUUCAAAUGCCAAAGAAGAAUUUUAUGGAAGCAAUUAUUGAAGCUUUGACUCAGGUGCCGAUAUUAACAGAAACAGCUAAUGAAUGUGCUGCUAUGCCAAAGACGAAUCAUACCUUCGAAACCAAAGGAAUAAAAAGAAGAAACUGUGCGCGUUGUUACAAUAAGCUUCGUGCAACGUUAAAUAGCAAAGAUGCUCAAAGAAAAACCAAAAAAAUUAAAUCGUAUUGCGCUGAGUGCAACAAGGGAUAUUGCGCUAAAUGUUUUUACGAAAAUCAUCUAUAA
Molecule: messenger RNA, 1887 nt
Organism: Parnassius apollo (apollo)
Lineage: Eukaryota; Metazoa; Arthropoda; Insecta; Lepidoptera; Papilionidae
Source: the annotation of a GenBank genome assembly